This is a messenger RNA of Durusdinium trenchii, 1056 nucleotides long. Lineage: Eukaryota; Dinophyceae; Suessiales; Symbiodiniaceae. The record is from the annotation of a GenBank genome assembly.
GCGAUUUAGAUGCACCUUCCAAAUGGUGGGAAACAUUGGAAUCCGCUGGGGGACAGUGUUGGCCACAAUUGCGCUAGAUCGCAUUAAAGACACAUCGUCCGCGGACCGAUGUGUUUUUUCCAAUCAACUGUCCUUUUUGGUAUCACGGAAAAGGAGCAAACGUUUAUCAACAUCGCGGAAGAGGACGAUCCCGUUUGCACGCCCUGUGGUCCUGGCGUCAUUUGUCCCUUCUCCUCCAGCAUGGCGACCCUGAGCAAUGGCACAGCACCACUGGGAGCAGCCUUUGUUCCUCAGAUCGCUCCGGGGCAUUUCAGCACGAAGGAGGCUCCCUUAUCGGUCUUCAAAUGCGAAGAUGAGGCGCAUUGCCCUGGCGGACGCCCCGGCACUUGCGCUUCCGAGCUCUUGGGUGUCCCCUGUGCCGAGUGCAUUUCGGGCCAAACAUGGAUAAACGGCGAAUGUGUUGGAUGCGGUGCUGGCACCAUUGUCCUGUGGGUGUUCUUCAUGGUGCUCUUCUUUCUGACCUUGCCAGCGGUCUACUAUGCUGGCAACCAGCCAGUGGUUGCAAAGGUGUCCAUACGACAGACGAUUGGCAUGUCCGUUGGCUUGGUCGUGGCCUUGCUCCAGACCCUGGCCAUCAUCGGGCUGAUGACGGUCGAGUGGCCGGGCAGCUUCCAAGGAAGCACCGAUUGGAUGAAAGCUUUCCUUUUAGAUGUUGAUUCCUUCUCCUUUGCCUGCAUUGGCGGCACAUCGGCUCCGGUCCGCUACAUUCUGACCGUUUUGGUCUUUCCCACGGGCAUCGCAUGGCUUUGCCUCUGCCGGGCUUGCUCUGCUUGGUUGCCCAACAGCCUCGCCCAGCUGCGAUGGGGCAACAAUGAGACACUCAACACCAUGGGGCACUUUCUUCAAGUGAGCUUUGGCCCAAUGAGUACCAUCGCCUUGCAGUGCUUGAUGUGCUACACUCAUCCCAAUGGGGCCCACAGCUCCUGGGAGGAAGAUGCGGGGUGCGAGGAGAAUUUGGGCAACGGCGACACUCCAGCUUGCUGAAGUAUCCGGCAG